AUGGUAGAUGCACUUAGCAGUACAGAGGCCCCUGUUACAACUCGCAAUGGCGUUGAGUAUAUCAAGACUACUCAGCCAGAAGACGUAAUCACGAACGAGCCUGCUGGCGAUGAAGAAUCCUUCAGGGGCUGCCUCAACAAUGUCGUUAACAUUGGUGCCAAAAUUGACAGUACUGUGCUUCAGGUCGGAAGCCCCUUUUUGGGCCCCAUUGGUGCACCUGAUGUGGCUGUUGUAGGUACAUCCCUUUCAGUCAUUGGUAAGCUUACAUCGAGCAACACCGAGGUUGCUUUUGAUGACAUGAUUGGCCACCCUGCCCCCACCACGGCUGGUUACAAGUAUCACGCCAGUCGCGCAAUCCUGGGGGAAGCUGCCCUCCAAACCUUUCUCAAGAUGGGCCCGAGACAAGCUCACCAGUACGACAUGAUUCCCAAGAUGCAGGAACGCUACAAAGAAGCCCGCCACCUUGUGCCAAACGUCUCUAAGCUUAUCGCACCUGCCUAA
Fusarium proliferatum ET1 is the source of this 501-nucleotide messenger RNA. RefSeq lists its product as uncharacterized. The record is from RefSeq and is a predicted model, not a curated record. NCBI's taxonomy places the organism in Eukaryota, Fungi, Ascomycota, Sordariomycetes, Hypocreales, Nectriaceae. The coding region runs from base 1 to 501 and encodes 166 amino acids. The transcript has a single exon.